CUCGGGAAUUUUCCCCGCUUAGAGAGAUUCAUCUCAUCUCGCCCACAGCACAGCAUCAGCACCAGCGGAGGAUGCGCGUCGCUGAAUAAUCAUUAAACAUUACCGAUUAUACUGAGCUGUUUAUUUAGGUUUUGUCAUCGGACAGAGAUUGCAGUCGCAGGUUCACUUCUCUGUGGGACGGGGGAAUGUUAAACCCCGGAUCCCCUGACCGUUGUGCUGUUCGUAAGGAUGCGAUCACUGAGCCGACCGUGGGCCUUGAUAGUCGCCGAGAUUUUCUUCAUGACAACAGUUGCUGUUAGCGCUACAAUGGCAGUUGUAGGACAUUGUCCCCGGAGUCUAGACUGUGCCCGGGAGCGACGGCACUUCUGCCAGCCCGGCUCCUCACACUGCGGCCCGUGCCUUGACCCAUUUGUGGAAAACAAACGAGGGAAAUGUGUGGUCAGGAGACGAAAUCACCCUGCCAAGGUCAACAAAGUCCCAGAGCUGGAUGAGGAGAUAGACAUUCUCUCAUCAAUCAUCACCAAACACAGAGAAUCGGAGAUGAAGCACUCAGCACCCUCUUCGGUUGCCCCUGUAAAAGUCACUGAGGAUCAUUCAUGGGCAAACAGUUUACACAAAGCAGAACCUUCUGUUACCUCUGUUACACCAGAUAAGCCUCAGACCAGCGAUCUGACCACCUCCUCAUCUACCACCAGCCCAACCUCACACGCUUACAUCAUCUCUGCUGUACACAGCGCCCCCUUUAUAGUCCCAUACCCGUCUGAAGACCACUCCUUUAUUGUAUUUUUGGGUGUGUUUCUCAUGGUGGGCUCAGUGGCCAUGGUCUUGACCGGUGUAUGUUGGGUCAGAUUCCAGAGAGGAAAUCGUCUGGCCCAGAAGGCUGAUUAUUCUGCUUUUGGGUUGAUGGGUUCCCGUUCUAAUGACGGUGCCAUGCCUGGAGAUAAGACACUUGCUCAGAGUGCCCAGAUGUACCACUUUCAUCUUCAGAAACAACAGAUGAUAUCACUCAAACAGAGGAACCAGAUUCCAGAGUCAGGAGCCACUACGGAUGAGGAAACUGAGGAUGGAGACUUUACUGUGUAUGAGUGCCCUGGACUUGCCCCAACUGGCGAGAUGGAAGUGAAGAAUCCACUGUUUGAUGACUCCACCUUUCAUCUCAACCUGCAGAGAAGUUACAACUAAACAAAAGGACUGAGAGAACGCAUGACCCCAGAUGACUUCAUAUACAAUCACGUACCAACACACGCACAUCCAUGAGAUUUUCAAAGAUGCACUUAAUGUAUUGGAUUCAUUCAGGCAUUGGUAGCCAUGCAGUGGUAAAGACCCUUUACCCAUUGAA
This is a messenger RNA of Misgurnus anguillicaudatus (oriental weatherfish), 1339 nucleotides long. It is a transcript of the gene npdc1b, whose product is annotated as neural proliferation, differentiation and control, 1b. Lineage: Eukaryota; Metazoa; Chordata; Actinopteri; Cypriniformes; Cobitidae. The record is from RefSeq and is a predicted model, not a curated record. Gene Ontology annotation, cellular component: membrane.